This is a messenger RNA of Macrosteles quadrilineatus (aster leafhopper), 2905 nucleotides long. RefSeq names its product muscarinic acetylcholine receptor DM1 (gene mAChR-A). Gene Ontology annotation, biological process: G protein-coupled receptor signaling pathway, coupled to cyclic nucleotide second messenger; adenylate cyclase-inhibiting G protein-coupled acetylcholine receptor signaling pathway; chemical synaptic transmission. The record is from RefSeq and is a predicted model, not a curated record. Gene Ontology annotation, molecular function: G protein-coupled acetylcholine receptor activity; G protein-coupled serotonin receptor activity. The coding region runs from base 4 to 1833 and encodes 609 amino acids. The transcript is spliced from 7 exons. Gene Ontology annotation, cellular component: dendrite; plasma membrane; synapse. Lineage: Eukaryota; Metazoa; Arthropoda; Insecta; Hemiptera; Cicadellidae.
GACAUGGAUGAGGUGCUAAAUGUUACCUCAAGCCAGACACCCCCGGAGCCCAGGACUCACUACACUGUCACCCAGAUAAUCUUCAUCGCCAUCACCGCUAGCUUCCUCUCCAUCAUCACCGUCGUCGGCAACUCCAUGGUGAUGAUAUCCUUCAAGAUCGACAAGCAGCUCCAGACCAUUAGUAACUACUUCCUUUUCAGCCUGGCCGUGGCGGACUUCGCUAUCGGGCUGAUAUCGAUGCCGCUGUUCACGGUGUCAACUCUGCUGGGGUAUUGGCCUCUGGGACCCCACGUCUGCGACACGUGGCUCGCCCUGGACUAUCUGGCCAGCAACGCUAGCGUGCUCAAUCUGCUCAUCAUCAGCUUCGACAGAUACUUCAGCGUCACGCGGCCGCUCACCUACCGAGCCAAGCGGACCACCAACAAAGCUGCCUUCAUGAUAGGGUGCGCGUGGGGUAUCUCGUUGCUACUUUGGCCUCCCUGGAUUUACGCCUGGCCCUACAUAGAGGGCAAGCGAACCGUCCCCGACGACGAGUGCUACAUCCAGUUCAUAGAGACCAACCACUACAUCACCUUCGGCACGGCCAUAGCAGCCUUCUACGUGCCGGUCUCCGUCAUGUGCUUCCUCUACUGGAGGAUAUGGCGGGAGACGGAGAAGCGACAGAAGGACCUGCCCAACCUGCAGGCGGGGAAGAAGGACAGUAGUAAGAGGAGUAACUCCAGUAGUGUGGUUAAAUGCAGUGACGAGGCGGUCGACCUGGAGGAGUGGCGGAGGGCGAGGGCCGAGUCUGGGGCGAGGACCCUGACAGACGGCGAGCUGGACAGCGCCUUCCUGAGCCACGGCAUCGCCUACUCAGACCACUGCAGACAGAGGAAGGCGAAAGCGUUGACUUGGGCGUGGAUCAGAGAAUGGUGCAUCGCCUGGUGGCACUCGGGGAGAGAAGACGAGGACCCAGACAUAGAGGACACUCCUAGUGAUAUGGGGUACGCGACCCCCGUCAGUGUGGAGACGCCUCUGCCGUCGAGUCUGUCAAGAGGAACGUCGCUCAACGUGAUCCGCGACCCUUACGCCGCGGGAAAUGUUCCUCCGCAGACUCCGCCGUCGAGGAUACAUCCUCACGGGCCAAUCGUGUCUCACCACGUACACUACGACGGUCGCAGCCUACCUUCGGCCAACCGGCUGCAGGCGAGGUCGCUCUCCACCGACUCGGUGUACACCAUACUGAUCCGCCUCCCUGGCGACACAGCGGACUGCGAGGGUGCGGGGGACAACCAACCCUCCAUCACAAUGAUCGCGGAAGCGGACGGCGCACCUCCGGGCCACCGGCCACUGCCUCGGCCCACGCACAACUCCACCAUAGACUUCAACCUGAGUCUGCACCCCGCGGGGGCUAACCGGCGGCCCUCGCACAUCACCGACAUACGGAUACCGCUCAACCCCAACGCCAAGAUCAUCCCCAAGCAGCUCGCGACGGGGCCCAAGACACUCCUGUCGGGCGCCAAACACCACCCGGCCAAGAAGAAAAAGAAAACGCAGGAGAAGAAGGCGGAUAAGAAAGCGGCGAAGACUCUAUCCGCGAUUCUAUUGACAUUUAUCAUUACGUGGACGCCGUAUAACAUCCUAGUGUUGUUGAAGCCGUUGACGGCGUGUACGGACUGUAUACCACCCGGGCUGUGGGACUUCUUCUACUUCCUGUGUUACAUCAACAGCACGAUCAACCCCGUGUGUUACGCGCUGUGCAACGCCAGCUUCAGAAGGACUUAUCUGCGCAUAUUGACGUGCAAGUGGCAUAAUCGCAACCGCACGGCGAUGAACAGGGGUUUCUACAACUGAGUGAUACACCGUGAUAAAUUCCUCGACGGAACUUUAAUAUCGUUUUAUAAAGUAUUUUUUAAUACGUAUCGACCGUGGACGCGGUCUAGUAUUAUUUUCUAAUUUGCUCAUACAUGUGCUCUCUCGUCUCGUCAUCGGCAGGUCAUAGGCCUAAUGUAAUCUAGUGUUUGUACGGACGGGACUGUUCGGAUUUUGGAAUCCACCGACUGUAGUACUCUCCAUACUGGUUGAAUUUAAGUAGCCGAAGUUAUUACUUUCAAAACCUACAUUGAAAACUGAAAACCUAUUUUGAUACGAUAAAGUUUAAAACGGAAUAUAACACAUAGUACGUGCAAUAUUGUUUCGGUUUGUUUAAUAAAAAUCUGUGAUCGAAUGAGCUUACGAUUCAUCAAACUCUCAUCCGGAACUGACUUUUUAGAUUAGCUUACGGUCUUCUCUUUUCAAUUUGGAAUUUUUGAAAGUAAUUGACUAUUGUAAAAUUUAAUAUAUACAGUAAUAUAACUAUUUUUGUCAGAAAUAUGAUUCGAUUGAGAUAAACGCAAUUGCAUUUACAUUUCGAUAGCUUUACAACUAUCACUGUUCUAAAUUGUUGUGGAUAAUUGUAAACGAUCUGAUCGCAGUUUUAUAAUGCCUAUCAAUAUUUCAACAUGCAUCUAUUAAUUCUUUUGAUAAAUUCCUAUUUAAUCCUAAUGAAAUAAUUUCACACAAAAAAUAUUUGCUUACUUAUUUGGUUUUAACAAAUUUGGAAUAAGUAAAAAAGAAACUUUAGGGUCCAUUGGCAAAAAUCUGGUUGAACGUGUGGUAUGAUUCGAAUGAUACGACUCAGUCAAAGAAGUUUAAUAUCAAAAACACAGAGACCAACAAUCUUUCAUCUCACAACACGCAGAGACCAGUUUAUUUGUCAGCGUAUUCGACUUUGUUUUACUUUCUAACAGCCGAAUUGCGUUCAACUGUUGGUCAAAGUCGUCCGACUAAAUUAAAACUCGUCAUCUCAAACAUUAUUACUCUCUAUCUAGAAAAGUAUUCCAAUAUGAGUUAUUUGUAAAUUUAAUUGGUACAAAAAGCUUGAGGU